ACAAGUAUAUUUUUUGCUCUAUAAUUUCACCGAGUUAACCUAAAUCGAAGUCGGCAUACGGGAGGAUCCAGAUCGACGGCCUAUGACAAGAGGACGGGAGCGAUCGACGGUCGGGAUUUCAUUCCUUUCUGUAUAAACUUAAGUGUUGAACGCUUGUUUGAGCUCUCUGGCGUUGAAGAGGUGCUGUGCGCGGCCGCUCAGACGAUUUAUUUUGAGUUUGGAUCAGAUUAUUUGCUAAAAAGCUCUUGCCGACUAUCAAAAUGGUGCUUUCUAAUGACAUUGACUUGCUUCAUCCUCCAGCUGAUGUGGAAAAGCGGAAGCACAAAUUGAAACGUCUCGUGCAAUCACCAAAUUCCUUUUUUAUGGAUGUGAAGUGUCAAGGAUGCUUCAAUAUCACGACUGUGUUCAGUCAUUCUCAGACAGUUGUUGUCUGUGGGAACUGUCAAACUGUGCUAUGCCAGCCAACUGGAGGUCGUGCACGGUUGACUGAAGGAUGCUCUUUCAGGAAGAAGGGCGAUUGAGAUUUUAUUCUUUUUGUGUAUUCGUGUUUUGUGUUCAAUCAUGAUACUCUAGGGAAACGUUUGGCAGUGCAGUGGCCCACACAGGCCUUUUCAAUGCUAUACAUAUUAGUUUCAAGUCAUUCUAAAUGAGUGUUUCAGCUAGCUCGGGGAAGUUUUGCAGCUAAGAUGUUGCUUAGGUUAUUAUGACUACUACUCGGAUAGACAAGAUUUAUUUUAAAAGAUUUUAAAUGUAAUGUGAUUCAAGUGGGAUUUUGAUAA
Cryptomeria japonica (Japanese cedar) is the source of this 779-nucleotide messenger RNA. RefSeq names its product small ribosomal subunit protein eS27y. The transcript is spliced from 4 exons. Lineage: Eukaryota; Viridiplantae; Streptophyta; Pinopsida; Cupressales; Cupressaceae. The record is from RefSeq and is a predicted model, not a curated record. The coding region runs from base 261 to 521 and encodes 86 amino acids. Gene Ontology annotation, biological process: ribosomal small subunit assembly; translation. Gene Ontology annotation, cellular component: cytosolic small ribosomal subunit; ribosome. Gene Ontology annotation, molecular function: structural constituent of ribosome; RNA binding.